Molecule: messenger RNA, 1549 nt
Organism: Stylophora pistillata
Lineage: Eukaryota; Metazoa; Cnidaria; Anthozoa; Scleractinia; Pocilloporidae
Product: exosome complex component RRP42
Biological process (GO): U1 snRNA 3'-end processing; nuclear mRNA surveillance; exonucleolytic trimming to generate mature 3'-end of 5.8S rRNA from tricistronic rRNA transcript (SSU-rRNA, 5.8S rRNA, LSU-rRNA)
Cellular component (GO): nuclear exosome (RNase complex); cytoplasmic exosome (RNase complex)
Molecular function (GO): mRNA 3'-UTR AU-rich region binding
Source: RefSeq, a predicted model, not a curated record
AUGGCGGAUACCAUGCUUUCUUCUUUCGAACGAACUUUCAUCGUGGAUGGAGUUGAGCAAGAUUUCCGAUCCGAUGGAAGGUCUUGUCACGAUUAUAGACAUUUUGAGGUGGAAACUGGGAUCGUGUCAAACACUAGCGGAUCUGCACGACUUCGUUUGUCUCGAACAGACGUCUUGGUUGGAAUAAAAGCAGAAGUAGGAGAACCACAUCUGGAGAAACCAAACUAUGGAUACAUUGAAUUCUUUGUUGACUGCUCUGCAAAUGCUUCUCCUGAAUUUGAAGGUCGGGGAGGAGAUGAACUGGGAGCAAUGUUGGCAAAGACUUUAGAGAAUGCUUACAAUCAUAAGUCUGCCAUUGAUCUAGAGUCAUUGUGCAUCCUGCCUGGAAAGCAGUGCUGGGUGUUAUAUAUUGAUGCUCUGGUGUUAGAAUGUGGUGGGAAUCUGUUUGAUUGUGUGUCCUUAGCAGUAAAGGCAGCUCUUCAUGAUAUCAGAAUUCCAAAUGUUACAGUAUCUACAGAAGAAGGAGGUGUAGAACUAGAAAUAUCAGAUGAUCCACAUGAUUGUAGAAGACUGGAUGUCAGUUCUGUUCCAGUAACAGUCACUAUGAGUAAGGUUGGUCAUCGACAUGUUGUGGAUGCUAGUCUUCAAGAGGAAGCAUGUUGUCUUGCUCAGUUGUUAGUGUCUGUCAAUGGUGAUAACAAUAUCUGUGCAAUGCAGAAAGUUGGCCCAGGUGGUCUGGAUCCUGACUCUAUUUUUGAGAUGAUUGAGACUGCAUGCUAUGUUGGAAAAUCUUUAAACAAAGCACUUCUGAAAGUCCUUGAAAAGGAAGAAGUUGAAACCAGUAAAAAUAAAGAGAAGGUUGGUUUCCUAUUGUAGAUGAACGGCCACCUUAAAAGUCAAAGAGAGCACUGUUUUCAGUUUAGCAGAGAAACCCACCCAUGGAGAUUGGUGCUCCUACUUUGUCUUAUCACACCUUUGGCACGAUACAUUGUUGUGUAAGACAAUAGAAAUCAGAAAAUAUUCUGAUUACAACUUGGAGCUGGAUAGUGAAAUUCAUCAAUCCCAGUGAUGAUGACAAAGAACUGAAAUGCAGGAAAACACUGCCUCAGGGUAGCCUAACAGUCUAUCCAAUGAUUUUCCUUUUCAUAUAUAAUAUCUUUGCCAACUAUUAUUGACACUGAUCUGUUCACAUCUCGAGGAAGGCUAUCAGGAGCCACCUAUCUCAGGUUGGAACAAAAGAUGAAGGAAAAGAUUUGAGACUUCACAUAAAUAAUUAUUAUCAUUAUCAUAGUUAUUCUUUCAAAUGUUGGGCACCCUUUGCAACUCUGAUGAGAAAAAACUCAAGAGGGCACUAGCCUUCAAAGCUGGAAAACAUGAGUUAGCUUUUUGGGCAAACCUUAAAGAAAUGAGUUGAUGAAGGUGGGCGGACCACUGUUUGCACUGGUUUAUAUCUAGUGGCUUUGGAACUUGUGCCUCAGUGCCAUUGAGACCUUUCUUACGGGCUAGGAAGGGGUGAAAAUGCAUUUUGAAUGUAUCAAGAAUAAAAUUG